This is a messenger RNA of Aspergillus thermomutatus, 855 nucleotides long. RefSeq lists its product as uncharacterized. The record is from RefSeq and is a predicted model, not a curated record. The transcript has a single exon. Lineage: Eukaryota; Fungi; Ascomycota; Eurotiomycetes; Eurotiales; Aspergillaceae. The coding region runs from base 1 to 855 and encodes 284 amino acids.
AUGGACGCCCAAGCCUACCUCAUCCGUCAUGGCUGGUCCGGACCCGGCAACCCACUGAAUCCCGACCGCCCGCAGGGCGGCGGCCUCGGUCUUACGAGACCCAUCCUCGUCGCGCGGCGCUCGGGCAACCAGGGCGUGGGCAAGAAGACGACCAAGGAUCCCACGAACCAGUGGUGGCUGCGGGGGUUUGAGGAUGCGCUGAAGGGCGUGGGGCAGGAGAGUGUCGGCGGUGCUGGGGCAGUGUCGAAGCCGAAUGCGUUGACGAGCGAGUUGUAUCGGUUUUUUGUGAGGGGGGAGGUUGUGCCUGGUACGAUUGAUAGGAGGAAGAAGGAGGUGGUGGAAGAGGUCAAGGGAAAGAGGAAAAGGGAGAAGGAUGGGGAUGUUGAAGAGGCAAAGGCGCGGCGGAAGGAGGAGAAGCGGAAGAAGCGGAAGGUGAAGGAGGUAUCGUCCAGUGUGGAUGAGACCACUACCGAGAGUCGAGACGAGAGUAAAGAGGAGCGCCGGCGGAGAAAGGAGGAGAAGAAGAGGAGGAAGCAAGAGAAGGAGCUGAGGAAGCAGGAGGAGAGCAGUGCCGGCGAGGAUGACAAGGCCGCUCGCAAGGAGAAGAAGAAAAAGGACAAGAAGAAGACGAAAGUCUUGGAAGACGAAUAUCCUACUCCUCCAUCUACGGAACAAGAGCAGACGGAGUCCAGCAGUGGACGGGACGAAUCCUCUGACCCGACGGCAAAGCCGAAGAAGAGGAAAGAGAAAGAGGAUUUGAGACAGGACAAAAAGGCCAGGAAGAAAGGCGCCUCGUCGUCGGAGGAUAGCACGAAAAAGAAGUCGAAAAAGUCGAAACAGUCGACCAACGAGUGA